AUCUCGCUUGGAAGAGUACACAUCAAACCUGGAGGAUUUAGUGGAGGAACGAACACAGCAGCUGGCGGUGGAGAAACGCAAGUCUGAGAUGUUGCUGGACGAGAUACUGCCCAGGUCCGUAUCGGAUAAACUGAAACAAGGCCAGCCUGUGGCGCCAGAGUCUUACGAGCAAGUUACCAUCUACUUCAGCGAUAUCGUGGGAUUCACCUCUCUCUCGGCGAUGAGCUCACCUUUAGAGGUGGUGGAGCUGUUGAACGCGUUAUAUUCCAACUUUGACUCAACCAUAGACAACUUUGACGUCUACAAGGUGGAGACAAUCGGAGACGCAUACAUGGUGGUCUCUGGUCUGCCACUGCGCAAUGGAAAUGAUCACGUGCUCCACAUCGCCCGGCUCUCCCUGCUGCUGCUGCAGAAAGUUGCCCAUUUCAGGGUACCUCAUCAGCCUUCACACAAACUGCAACUCCGCAUAGGUCUACACUCUGGUCCUGUGGUGGCUGGUGUGGUGGGUGUGAAGAUGCCGCGAUACUGUCUCUUCGGGGAUACUGUCAACACAGCCUCACGCAUGGAAAGUAACGGACAGGCUAACAAAAUCCACAUCAGUGAAAGUACCAAGACACUGCUGGAUCAAGUCGGCCGUUUUGAAGCCAGUCUAAGAGGAGAAGUGGAAAUGAAGGUAGAGCCUGUGCCAUGCCAUUUAAUUACAUGUACAAGAACGGGUGUCGGCUUUAAAAAAAUAAUGAUGACAAUAAAUAAUAUAAUAGACGCAACCACCUCUUCCCCCUACCCUCUAUCUUUAUUUAACCUUUAAAGGGUCUUUUGUGCCCCUCUCUAAAAAGAUAAAUGAAGAAAAGAGGAAAUUUUUGUUUUACAAAAUCGAAAAACAGCUAUUUAACCUUCCCCCCCAACCCUUCCCCCUCUCUGUUCACUAAAAGAGAUAGAAGAGCGAAAAUCGCAUCUUUCUUGUUGCUGUAGGUAAAAUAAAAAAUUGAUUUCCCGUAUGUUCUUAGACAGAUGGGUUACUUUAAUAAUACAAAUAAAAAUGUGUAACUCUAAAAGAGGGAAGUCUGUAUAACUCUUUG
Aplysia californica (California sea hare) is the source of this 1079-nucleotide messenger RNA. Its product is annotated as atrial natriuretic peptide receptor 1-like. Gene Ontology annotation, biological process: intracellular signal transduction; receptor guanylyl cyclase signaling pathway; cGMP biosynthetic process. Gene Ontology annotation, molecular function: peptide hormone binding; guanylate cyclase activity; natriuretic peptide receptor activity. The record is from RefSeq and is a predicted model, not a curated record. Bases 89 to 808 code for a protein of 239 amino acids. NCBI's taxonomy places the organism in Eukaryota, Metazoa, Mollusca, Gastropoda, Aplysiida, Aplysiidae. The transcript is spliced from 6 exons.